AUGGCGUCUCUCACCACCUCCUGGUUGCCCAAAACCCCAAUUCCUUCUCCUCAAAUCCCAGCGAAAUCCCAUCAGUCCCCACAACUUAUGCUUGUAAAACGGUGCCGUUUAACUCCUCAAAGAAGGAUCUUUCUGGGUUCCGCCAUUAGAGCUUCGAACGCAAGCGCUGCCGCCGAGUCGUCUUCUUCUUCUUCUUCAUCUUCUCCGGGACUCUACUCGGCCAAGCAAUUCGAGCUCACAGUUCCCAACGUCGACUUGGUCCUCGAGGACGUCCGCCCCUAUCUCAUCGCCGAUGGUGGAAACGUCGACGUUGUGUCCGUCGAAGACGGCGUCGUUUCUCUCAAGCUCCAAGGGGCUUGUGGAAGCUGUCCUAGCUCAACAACCACCAUGAAAAUGGGGAUUGAACGAGUGCUUAAAGAAAAGUUUGGAGAUGCACUCAAGGAUAUUCAACAAGUCUUUGAUGAAGAGAACAGAGAGACCACAGUUGAGGCAGUGAAUGGUCAUCUCGACAUAUUGAGGCCGGCGAUCAAGAACUUUGGUGGAAGUGUUGAAGUGUUAUCAGUUGAAGGUGGGGAUUGCCAUGUAAAAUACGUGGGGCCUGACUCCAUUGGAUCAGGAAUCAGAGCAGCUAUUAAGGAGAAGUUCCCAGAUAUUGUCAAUGUUGUGUUUACAGGAUAGCUAAUAGCUCGGCUUGGUCAAUCAAUGGAGAUGUUGUUGGACAUGGAAAUCUUGUUGCUCCAGGUCUGAUGUAUAGCAUGAUUAACCUCGAAUUUGUAUAUGUUGUUGAAUAAGUGGGUUGCCAUUAUUUUCAGCAAACAUGAGUAUGUUUCUAUGUAAUACAAUUUGCCAGAUCAAAUCUGGGACUUUCUCAACUCCAAGCCUUCUACUUUGCUAUUGUUACAUGUAAAGACGUUUGAAGAUGGAAUUUUCGUAUAAUGUAGCAAUUCAAAAGUUCGGUA
This is a messenger RNA of Rosa chinensis, 959 nucleotides long. RefSeq names its product nifU-like protein 1, chloroplastic. The transcript is spliced from 3 exons. Gene Ontology annotation, molecular function: iron ion binding; iron-sulfur cluster binding. Lineage: Eukaryota; Viridiplantae; Streptophyta; Magnoliopsida; Rosales; Rosaceae. Gene Ontology annotation, cellular component: mitochondrion. The record is from RefSeq and is a predicted model, not a curated record. Bases 1 to 678 code for a protein of 225 amino acids. Gene Ontology annotation, biological process: iron-sulfur cluster assembly.